Messenger RNA from Uranotaenia lowii, 1293 nucleotides. RefSeq lists its product as uncharacterized. Lineage: Eukaryota; Metazoa; Arthropoda; Insecta; Diptera; Culicidae. Gene Ontology annotation, molecular function: zinc ion binding; nucleic acid binding. The transcript is spliced from 2 exons. Bases 1 to 1293 code for a protein of 430 amino acids. The record is from RefSeq and is a predicted model, not a curated record.
AUGAGUAACGACCCCGGAGGGGGUUCCAGGGCAUUUGGCUCGUUUUACGAGCUUUUGUCCGGGGACACAACGGAAAAUGCUGGAAAUCUCAAAAGAAAGAUUGGAAAUCGACGCAGCCCAACCGAAUUCACCAAGUCCAUGAAAAUUGACUGCAGAAAUGGACCACGUUUCUUGGUGCUUCACAGAUUGGACAAGGAGAAAACUAUGGAGACCGAGAAUCCAUUCUUCAUUAAGAAGGCAAUGGAUGCUAUUACGUCAAAUGUACAAAUAUCACGUACUCGAAACGGUGAUCUUCUUUUGAAGACUGUGGAUCGACAGCAAGCUUCCAAACUGGUAAAACAAUCGACUUUUGGAGGGAUUAACGUCAAAAUAACGGAACACGAAACCUUGAACUUGACUUCUGGAACCAUCUACUGCCCUGAUCUAAUCUCACUUUCUGACGCCGAGAUUUUGGAAGAGCUUCGAAAGGAGAAUGUUACCAAGGUUAGCAGAAUGCAACGCAAAGAAGGAAAAAAGAACAAGGAUGGGAAAGAUAAAUUGAUCGACACCGGAACAUUUGUGCUAACUUUUGAUUUGUGCCAACUGCCUGAUUCAAUCAAUGUUGGUUUCUAUAGCUGCAAAGUAAAGCUCUAUGUGCCAUCACCAAUGCGUUGCGCGAAUUGCUUACGCUUUGGCCACACGAAGAACCACUGUAAAGGCAACCGUAUUUGUGCGAAUUGUGGAGGUUUAUUCCAUCUUGACGGAAAGUGUACUCAACCAUCGAAGUGCCUGAACUGUGGUGGAGAUCACCCAGCUAUUUCCCGAACGUGUGCUAAGUUCGUGGAUGAGCUUGAAAUUCAACGUAUUCGAGUGACCGAUCGAGUAUCUGUUAGAGAAGCCCGAAGAAAGAGGAGACAACAGGUUCCGGAAGUGCCGAUUUUUACCCGAAGUUAUGCCCAAGUAGUCCAAAAUGCUACGCGCAACGAAAACUCAUCGCCCCCGCAACCCAGCACAACCGAAAAAACAACACAUCAACCAACAAAAACACCCAAGGUUAUCCAACAACAAACAAACCCACCUAAUUCUUCCCAACAAGAAUCAACUGAAGCUGUUAAACUCAACCGUGACACGACGAUGGAUGAACAGCCAACAUCGGAACAACACCUACAGAAAAAAACCGAGUUCACUAGUAGUGAACCUCUCACCCAACUGCACAAAGGUAAUAACCACCCAUUCUCACAGGAACUAGACAUGUCAGGCUCGGUGCUGGAGUUCGCUAUUGGAGGAGGGGCGGUGGAGCGAUUGAUUUUUUGA